UCAACUGCGAUUCGAUGUCAUGCAAAUUUCAGAACAGCGUGACACCAUUCUUCUCCAGGUCUCAGACUCGUCGACCAUCCGGACAUUCUUCGUCUCUUUGGAUACAACAAGGAAUCUCGCAUGAGAUUUCAAUCAUGUGAGUCUGGUGUGAGUGCUUUAUCUCGAUCAAUUGGCCGGAGAGAUUCUCAGACCUGGAGAAACCGUUAUGGACUCUCUCCGGGGAUCCUUCCACGGAGAGUUGUGUCGCACGAGUCCCUUCAACAGUUUCGUAACCAUUCGUUGCGGUGCGCAGGAUUUUGUAGCCAAUACAUGUCCCUUUGCGGUAAUCCGCGGCCCAACUCUUGUCAGGUGGACUUCCUCCAUUCACUGCAACAUUCGUAAUUUGAAACUUUGUCUCCUCUGCCAACCAACAGUGAAGAGAUUGAAGCAAUCGCGGCCCAGCCCUUUGCAGAGAUUGUACACCACACUCCACAGAACGUCGGAUCAUUGUGCAGGGCCCCCCAACGCCACGGGCUUGCCUUUAGCCAUUUGGCUAGGGGCGGGAGCGCACAUCGCGGGCACAGCGCAUCUUGCAUAUUGCAAAAAUCGAUCCUGGUGGGGAAUCACGAUUCUGCGAACAAUGGACGAACCACAGCUGCUCUCGCAGAGCGACUGCAGCAACAAUGUAGGAUUGCCUGUAGAUCACGACACCCCAUCACAGAUCCAACGUCGUGAUCAGUCGAGUAUCGAUGUACCUUGUCGUUGUAGUGUGGACUGCGGAUACGGCCGGUGAGCGUUGCUCCGUCCCUGAUUCGACUCGGGCCGCUCCCAUCGCUGAUGAUCCCAAUGGCAAGGCGAAAGGGGGGAGGGUUUGAGAGUGCGAGGCCCUCUGCAACACUCCAUUGGCCUCGCCGUGAGGAUUCGCGAGAGACAUCGAGAG
This is a messenger RNA of Hyaloscypha bicolor E, 919 nucleotides long. RefSeq lists its product as uncharacterized. Bases 206 to 772 code for a protein of 188 amino acids. The record is from RefSeq and is a predicted model, not a curated record. The transcript has 2 exons. Lineage: Eukaryota; Fungi; Ascomycota; Leotiomycetes; Helotiales; Hyaloscyphaceae.